Messenger RNA from Glossina fuscipes, 1619 nucleotides. RefSeq names its product glutamine synthetase 2 cytoplasmic (gene Gs2). The transcript is spliced from 5 exons. The record is from RefSeq and is a predicted model, not a curated record. Bases 206 to 1315 code for a protein of 369 amino acids. Lineage: Eukaryota; Metazoa; Arthropoda; Insecta; Diptera; Glossinidae. Gene Ontology annotation, cellular component: cytoplasm. Gene Ontology annotation, molecular function: glutamine synthetase activity.
UCUUAUUACAUGCAUAUAUAAGGGAACGAGCGGUUAGAUUUUAAAUAAAAUAUAUAUUUGAAAUUUUUCCAUUAAAAAUUCCAUUCCAAAUAAAUUUGUGUUAAAGUGACAAAGUAUUUGAAACGCUAGUGAAAAAUAGAAUUUUGAAACAAAAAAAAAAAAAAAAAACAACCCAACAAGUGAUUAAUAAUAAUAAGAUUUCAAGAUGUCGGUUCGAAUUUUGGAAGAUUCACCUAACGCCCAUAUUAAUAAAACAAUUUUAGAUCGAUAUUUAAAUUUGCCUUUAGAUGAUGAUAUUGUUCAGGCCACCUAUGUGUGGAUUGAUGGCACUGGUGAGGAUGUUCGUUGCAAAGAUCGUACUUUGGAUUUUAUACCCACAAAGCCAAGCGAGCUUCCUAUUUGGAAUUAUGAUGGCAGCUCCACUUAUCAGGCGCAUGGUUCUAAUUCGGAUACCUAUUUGCAUCCUGUAGCCCUAUACAAGGAUCCUUUUCGACGUGGCAAUCAUAUAUUGGUUAUGUGUGAUACAUAUAAAUUUGAUGGUACACCAACCGAUACAAAUCAUCGUAAAGGAUGUUUGGAAGUUGUUAACAAAUGCUUAGAUGAACAACCGUGGUUUGGCAUUGAACAAGAAUAUACAUUCCUAGAUUUCGAUGCACAUCCGUUAGGUUGGCCUAAAAAUGGUUUUCCCGGACCACAAGGUCCUUAUUACUGUGGUGUUGGCGCUAAUAAAGUGUACGCACGAGACGUUGUCGACGCUCAUUACAAGGCUUGUUUAUAUGCUGGCAUUAAAAUAUCUGGCACUAACGCCGAAGUAAUGCCAGCUCAAUGGGAAUUUCAAGUUGGACCUUGCCUAGGUAUAAGCAUUGGAGAUGAUUUAUGGAUGGCCAGAUUUCUGCUGCAUCGUAUUGCUGAGGAGUUUGGUAUUGUUGCAACUUUAGAUCCUAAACCAGUACCGGGUGACUGGAAUGGAGCUGGAGCUCAUACUAAUGUAUCCACGAAGGCUAUGCGUGAAGAUGGCGGCAUUAAAGACAUUGAAAAUGCUGUAGCAAAGCUGGCUAAAGUGCACGAGAGACAUAUACGUGCGUAUGAUCCAAAACAAGGACAAGAUAAUGCACGUCGUUUAACUGGUAAACACGAAACGAGUUCUAUUAACGACUUUAGCGCUGGUGUCGCGAAUCGCGGCUGUUCCAUACGUAUACCGCGAGGUGUUAACGAUGAAGGCAAAGGCUAUUUUGAAGACCGUCGCCCAAGCUCAAAUUGCGAUCCAUACUCUGUAGUGGAAGCCAUACUACGUACUAUUUGCUUAGAUGAGUGAUGUAAAUGCCCUUCACCGCAAAACGGUAGACAUAAUUACAUGACAAGGAAUACUUUUUUGUUGUUGUGAUUACAAACGGCGACCAAGCGCGCAAUGGAGAUUUCAUAUAAAGUUCAGAUAAAUUUAAACGCUCAGAUUAAACUGAGUUAUAGUGAAACCAAAGCGAACAAUAUAUAAAGGAAAAUUAGUUAAGAUAAUAAGCUGGUGAAGCCUUAUUAAGUAAUAAUUUUUAUGUGUUAGCAUUAUGAACAAAUUCCUUUAUGAUUUAAAUAAAUAUCUAAAUUAAUAAAUGUUAUUAUCUGUG